AUGGCUGAGAACCACACUGAGGAGGUGGUGCAGCAGCACAACCACUUAGAGUGGGAGGUGUUGCUACAGCAGCAGCAUGACACAACACUUGACUACCAUGACGAAGGUGAUCUGAGUGAGGACAAUGAUGCUAGCAAAGAGGAGGAAGAGCAGGGUGAGAAACAAGAGGUAAACCCAGAGCAUCAAGACUACCUUGAGGAGGCUCUACAUGUUCCCAUUGACAACACAUUCAACUUCUCUCAAGAAGAUGAGCUCGAGUUCUAUCAAAACAAACUACCCCAAGUGUUUCAAGACCACCCAGAAAUUUUUCACAAUGUGCUUGAAGGUCUGUGGUUCACCAUCAGUCAAGCAGCUGCCAAACAUUCUGAAGAUGAAUACCCAGGUCUCAACAACUUCAUUCAUACAGUACCAAUAGUUCUCAAACAACUUGGUCUCACAAUGAAUGACUUCAUUGUCUACCUCUGCAUAUGUAAUGUCUGUUGGGUAGUACACCAUCCAUUCACAAUAUCCGAUCUCACAUUGCCAGGCUGCACUGUCAACAACUGUCUGGGUGUCAUAUACAGAGAGAAAAGGCUAGCUAAUGGUCAGCUCAAACACACACCUGUCAAAACAGUUCCAUAUAUUCCCCUUGAAUGUGCAAUCCAACUGCUCCUGCUUCGACCUGGGAAGUGGGAGCAGCUGCAGCACUGGAGAGGUCCAGGCAAUCAACUAGGACCUUGUCUGCCAUCUAUUGCUACAGGAUACAAUGUGUUCCAGACCCUCACACACCCAUGA
Coniophora puteana RWD-64-598 SS2 is the source of this 774-nucleotide messenger RNA. RefSeq lists its product as uncharacterized. Lineage: Eukaryota; Fungi; Basidiomycota; Agaricomycetes; Boletales; Coniophoraceae. The transcript has 4 exons. The record is from RefSeq and is a predicted model, not a curated record. Bases 1 to 774 code for a protein of 257 amino acids.